AUGCGCUUUGUAGACAGCUUGCACGUGUCGCCGGUCUGGGGAAGAGAUGCAGUGGCUUCUUCCGAGGGAGUCAGUCUUGAAUCCGGCGGACGGUCGGAUUCUGGAGUUCCCAUGUGUGGUGCGGAAGGUAGCUUCGAUUGGCAAGUCCUGAGUGCGGCAGAUGUAAUUAGCAUGGACGCAAUCUCCAAGGGCCUCAGCUUGCUCGAGGCAGAACGCGCAGGGUGCGCUGGAGGAAAAUUGCCAGCGUUUCCGUUUGAGGCGUCCGAUUUCGAGCACGGCAUGAACCACUCCCAUUUCGUCCAUGUUCAGCACAAGUUUGCUUCAACUUGCAAAGGACAGACGUUCAAACUUCACUACUUUCUGGGAGGUGGAGACUACAGGUUUGCUGUGGAGGUUCACCACAGCCUUGCGGCGAAGACAUGGCAAAUCUUGCGAUCGAGACCUCCGGCAUGCGACAUCGAGGAGGGAAUUCCAGCGGGGCCGGAGAUAUUGCCACCGAGUGGCAAGCUGGCACAAAGAAGUGGCCACUUUGUGCUUUCGGAGCUGGCCUACCGCAUGGAGACGCAAAAAUGCCUGGGUCGCCAAGAGGGGUUGAAGCUGAGCAGCGUGAAGCAAAUCAAGACGUCCAUUGAUGCCGGUCUGCUGACGGAGAUGAUCCUUGAAGUUGAGCAUGUCUUCCCCGACGGCAAAUCGGACGAGAAAGUUGUUCAAGCGAGCAUCUUGCAGGUUUGUGAUGCGGUGAGGGGAACCUGCCUCGACGAACUUGUGCUUCCAAAAGACAUCGGAAGUGUCUGCGACAUGCUCCAGAAGCCUUCGGAUUUGCCCGUGCGAAGGUUGUAUGCCAGGAUAGGCAAACUUGGCCAUGUCGAGCCGGAUUCUACUGAGUUGAUGGUAGCUCGCUCCGGGCAAAGCUCCCCAAGGCAACUCAAAAGUCAGCAGCCGCGGUCAGCAAUUGUGUUGCGCCACAUCAAGAGCGAUGCGGCCAUACCAGAGGAAUGGCAUCCAAAGGAUGAAUGCGCCCAUCUUCCCAUUCUUGAUCAAGGGAUGUGUGGCUCAUGCUAUGCACAUGCCUUCGCUGCAAUGAUCGGGGAGCGGAAAUGUCGCCUGGACAAGAAGUCCCGAAGGCUCUCAUCCGAGUCCUGCAAGGACUCGUCCAAUUGGACGGACUACCGCUCCUGGGGCUGCGAGGCCUAUGCGAAGCAUGAUCCAGGUUGCAAGUCCUUGCCUGAUUACGGACAGAAGACGCACUGCAAGAAGUCCUGCGACACGUGCCCAAGUAUGGAACGUUUCGAGCGUGACGAAAACCAGUGGGUUGAUGCUGAAUUCGAGUAUUUGCCGUCGGUUGCCGAACUAGCGCCUUGUUCUGAAAGCCAUGAUGGCGAGAUGAGCGGCUGCAGUGGCGGGAACGUUGCGACCAUAUGGAACUACUGGUUACGGCACAAGCCAUCCUUGAAGCUCUGGCGCAUGGGAGCAAAAUGUAAACCGUACAUCUUCAAGUGCUGGGAGAGCAAAGGCGGCGUUGUGAAUCCCAUGAAUAUGGGCCAUUGCGGCUGGUACGAUGACUAUCAGCUCUUCCAGAGGCCCUGCAGCUGCAUUCCGCAUUCCAAGCGGCCUACGGAGAUGAGAUGUCAGGAUUCUCAACCACCUUCAAAGUGCGCUGCUGCCACACCUUUUGCAGUCUUCUCCAUUAUGAACAAGGCCGACGGGCUCAGCACAGCGGACACCGUAAAGAAUAUGCAGAGGCAUAUUAUGGAGCAUGGCCCCAUCUAUGCGUCUUUCGCGACAACGAGUGCGUUCAUGGAUUGGGAUUGGGAUGAGAAGCCAGUCUACACCGGUGGCGGCUCCAAUGUGGGUGGCCAUGCUAUCGUUCUCACAGGCUGGGGGACGGAGCCCAGGCAGAAAGCAGACUUCUGGCGUUUCAAGAACUCUUGGGGGCCCGAGUAUGCAGACAGAGGGUACGGCAAGUUCCAGAGAGGCGUGAAUCUGGACCAGAUCGAAGAACGUGAGAUGGCAGCGGCUAUGCCGGAUGAAAACUUCGCUGACUUCUCUGCUCCAGAGUGUAAUUUGCACCAGUGGAGCACUGCUUACUGGAAAGCCGGCGAUCAGCUGACGCAAUACAAGAUCUACUAUCAUGUCAAGUGCAACAAGGACGCCAAAGUCAACGUGUUCGCCUCCCACCGUAUCCAGAAACGGUCCGACAUCUACAAGGGAGUGACAGGGAAUGAAGAAACCGUGGACGCGAAAAGCAACGUCAUGGCCAAAGUUCCCUUCGACCUCGUGCAUGGAAAAUUUGGCUUGGAGGCUGGAGAUCAAUGGAUCAAGAUCCGAGCCACCGAUGAUGCAGGCAACAAGCAUGACAACACACAUUUUGUUUCGAUCCCAACAGUGCCUGGUGUACAAAGUUACGGUUCGUGA
Messenger RNA from Symbiodinium necroappetens, 2415 nucleotides. Lineage: Eukaryota; Dinophyceae; Suessiales; Symbiodiniaceae. The record is from the annotation of a GenBank genome assembly.